UGUCCUUGGGACUCUUGCACUUUUUAUAUAGGAGGAGCUUGGGUGGGGUGGAGCACUUCUGUACAACCUCCUGCGUGACUGUCAUAUAUGAUUGCAGAAAGAACCAGAAAGGUGGUUCCACCAAACUGCAGGCCAAUAAAUGAAGAUCCUUGGCAAGAGAUACUAAUGCCAAGGUCACAUGACCGUCAUACUACUUGGUUACCCAGGUUAUGCCGUUCAUCUUAAGUCUACUUUAUCCAGGAACUUUCUCUCCUUUGGGGUCCUUUACUUGGUAUUGAUUGCCUUUUGGGUCAUAGAAAUACUGUUGCAGAAUGCAUCUUGUCUUGUUCUUGCAGCCCGGCAUGCCAGUGCUUCCUCCACGAAUUUGAAAGACAUAUUGGCUGACCUGAUACCUAAGGAGCAGGCCAGAAUUAAGACCUUCAGGCAGCAACAUGGCAAGACGGUGGUGGGCCAAAUCACUGUGGACAUGAUGUAUGGUGGCAUGAGAGGCAUGAAGGGAUUGGUCUAUGAAACAUCAGUUCUUGAUCCUGAUGAGGGCAUCCGUUUCCGAGGCUUUAGUAUCCCUGAAUGCCAGAAACUGCUACCCAAGGCUAAGGGUGGGGAAGAACCCCUGCCUGAGGGCUUAUUUUGGCUGCUGGUAACUGGACAUAUCCCAACAGAGGAACAGGUAUCUUGGCUCUCAAAAGAGUGGGCAAAGAGGGCAGCUCUGCCUUCCCAUGUGGUCACCAUGCUGGACAACUUUCCCACCAAUCUACACCCCAUGUCUCAGCUCAGUGCAGCCGUUACAGCCCUCAACAGUGAAAGUAACUUUGCCCGAGCAUAUGCACAGGGUAUCAGCCGAACUAAGUACUGGGAGUUGAUUUAUGAAGACUCUAUGGAUCUAAUCGCAAAGCUACCUUGUGUUGCAGCAAAGAUCUACCGAAAUCUCUACAGAGAAGGCAGCAGUAUUGGGGCCAUUGACUCUAACCUGGACUGGUCUCACAAUUUCACCAACAUGUUAGGCUAUACUGAUCAUCAGUUCACUGAGCUCAUGCGCCUGUACCUCACCAUCCACAGUGACCAUGAGGGCGGCAAUGUAAGUGCCCAUACCAGCCACUUGGUGGGCAGUGCCCUUUCAGACCCUUACCUGUCCUUUGCAGCAGCCAUGAACGGGCUGGCAGGGCCUCUCCAUGGCCUGGCAAAUCAGGAAGUGCUUGUCUGGCUAACACAGCUGCAGAAGGAAGUUGGCAAAGAUGUGUCAGAUGAGAAGUUACGAGACUACAUCUGGAACACACUCAACUCGGGACGGGUUGUUCCAGGCUAUGGCCAUGCAGUACUAAGGAAGACUGAUCCACGAUAUACCUGUCAGCGAGAGUUUGCUCUGAAACACCUGCCUAAUGACCCCAUGUUUAAGUUGGUUGCUCAGCUAUACAAGAUUGUGCCUAAUGUCCUCUUAGAGCAGGGUAAGGCCAAGAAUCCUUGGCCCAAUGUAGAUGCUCACAGUGGGGUGCUGCUCCAGUAUUAUGGCAUGACGGAGAUGAAUUACUACACGGUCCUGUUUGGGGUGUCACGAGCAUUGGGUGUACUGGCACAGCUCAUCUGGAGCCGAGCCUUAGGCUUCCCUCUAGAAAGGCCCAAGUCCAUGAGCACAGAGGGUCUGAUGAAGUUUGUGGACUCUAAGUCAGGGUAAAACUGGAGACUGGGGGAAAGUGACUACCAGAAAGUGAGGAAGCCUAAAUAAAAAGUAUACUUUUGUUUCAGGGGGCCUUUAAAGACUUAAGGUUAAAUUAUAUCUGAGGCACUGAUAUGUUUGAGGUUAAAAUAUUAAUUAAGACUUUAAAAGAUGAAAAAUGGUCCCUUCCCUAAUAAGCUCCCUUCCCCUGCCUGGUAUGAGUUGCCCAUCAUAGGCAUGGUCCUGGAGGAUGACCAGGACUAAUGCAUGUGGUAUGAGUAGGUUUGGCACCCUCACUAUCUCUAGAGUG
This is a messenger RNA of Nomascus leucogenys (northern white-cheeked gibbon), 1961 nucleotides long. RefSeq names its product citrate synthase (gene CS). Lineage: Eukaryota; Metazoa; Chordata; Mammalia; Primates; Hylobatidae. The record is from RefSeq and is a predicted model, not a curated record. The transcript is spliced from 11 exons. The coding region runs from base 179 to 1669 and encodes 496 amino acids. Gene Ontology annotation, biological process: carbohydrate metabolic process; citrate metabolic process; tricarboxylic acid cycle. Gene Ontology annotation, cellular component: mitochondrial matrix.